Molecule: messenger RNA, 737 nt
Organism: Paramecium octaurelia
Lineage: Eukaryota; Ciliophora; Oligohymenophorea; Peniculida; Parameciidae
Source: the annotation of a GenBank genome assembly
AUGGGAAAUAAUUUUUGUUACUCAAAAAUAGAGUAAGAAUCAACCAUAUCGUAAUUAAUUUGUUUAUAGAAAUUUAAUGAAUGCAAUGUAUAUCUAACCAUUGGAAAAAUAGAAAAUGAAGCUGUAGAUUGUUUGGUAUAUGAGAACGAUUAAUUUUAAAAAUUUCCAGUUCCAUGUAAAUUUUAAACGAAUGAUAACACAUGCAAUUUCGUCAAAUCUACUGAAAGUACUUUGAUCUUAUUUAAAAAAUAGAAAAUUCAAAAAAUUAUAUUUUUGUUUUGUUGAAAAACUAAGUAAUUGGAGAUGGCUAAAAUCAUAAUGAAAGAGAAAAGUAAAAUUUAUAUGAAAUAAUUUAAGAUGUUCUUAAAAUAGUAAAUUUUAUAACAAAUAUAGGCUGAUGAAAGAUAAAUGAGGUCUAUAGCAUUUCCAGUAUUUUUAAUAAAAGAUUAUACAACCUCAGCAACAAUAAUGCUUAUGGCAAUAAAAAUAUUCAUUGUAGAAUAAAUCUGUUAAAGACUGACAAAAAUUUAUAUCAUUUUAAAUGUAAGUCUAUUUAUAAAGUGUUUUUUCUUUAGUCCAUUGAAUAAGUCUCUAGUUUCAAGUGGGUAUUUUCAUAGGUCUUUGAUAUAAGAAAGUCAUAAACAUUGUACGAGAGUUAAAUCAAUGAGGAUUGGGAAUUGAGAACUACUUAACUCCUAAACUAAAAUGUGUAAAUAGUGAAGAGUAGUAUGCCUUGA